Messenger RNA from Belonocnema kinseyi, 2755 nucleotides. RefSeq names its product tyrosine kinase receptor Cad96Ca (gene Cad96Ca). Gene Ontology annotation, molecular function: transmembrane receptor protein tyrosine kinase activity; calcium ion binding; ATP binding. Gene Ontology annotation, biological process: positive regulation of kinase activity; multicellular organism development; protein phosphorylation. The transcript has 9 exons. The record is from RefSeq and is a predicted model, not a curated record. Bases 525 to 2405 code for a protein of 626 amino acids. Gene Ontology annotation, cellular component: membrane; signaling receptor complex. Lineage: Eukaryota; Metazoa; Arthropoda; Insecta; Hymenoptera; Cynipidae.
UCGUCGCAGACGUUUCUAGGUGUCUGUUCCAUUCUCUUUUAUCGCGUGUGCCUUUAAAAAUGUGAUAAUUUUCGAAAAUCGGUCCGGAAUCGACAGUUUCUGUUUUUUUUUUUCACAAAAGGCCCUGAACCUCAAAUUCAGAUUGUUGCAACAAUUUAGCUUUUACAACAAUCUACCGCUUUUAGAGAGCUCGAUGCGUGUCGGAUUGUCUCAUCGAAGAAAUAGCAUAUAGCCGGUCUGUUACGUCUGGUUCUUCCAGAUCUAUCCGAUUCCCGACUUGUGCUACUGACAUUUGCAAAAAAAAAGCGACGAACAAUCGAUAAAAAAUCAGGUGAUGAGAAGACUGGAUGAUGGUUGUCGAAGUUGGAUGAAAAAUUCGAUAGAUUUGCGGCGGAUACCAUAUUGAAAGCAAAUGGUGCUGCCGUACGAAAAUCUGUGAUUUGUGCAAAGUUUUUUUUUUUUUUUUGAAAAUUUGGAUCAAGAGGAGUGAAGAUUGCUGCCCAUUUUUCAACAAAUGUGGAGCGAUGUUCUUCAGAUGGAUUUUCUUGAUGUGUCUGCUCAUCGUUACCGAUGGUCAAUUCAGCAAUAGUGCCGACAACACUCCGCCGGUAGUAUGGUUCGACCGAAAUUUUCGGCUUUUGGACACAGACCCUGUUGGACAUUUUGUUACGAAAAUAACAGCCGAGGAUGGUGAAGAUGAUGAAUUAACUUUUGGUCUGGAAAAGAAAGAUGCCGAUUCACAAGAGGCUUUGCCUUUUUCCAUAGACAAGAGAACUGGAGUCGUAAUUGUAAAUGAUACGCUUCAAGGAAGAGGUGGACAGAAACUUCUCUUCUACGUGACCAUUUCUGAUGGAAAAGUAGAUCUCAAGUCUGAAGUUCUUGCUAUGAUAUCAAAGAAUGAAACGCUAUCUAAUACAGGACACACUAGAUUACCGACUGGUAGGAUAAGGCCGCCAAUUUUGAAAUUGCCAAAUCUAUCAGGUUACCCUCGACCUUCAAUAUCGCAACCUCCGACCUUGCAACCAUCCUCGAUAGAAAUUCCUCAAGCGUCGAAACCAAGGACGACGAAACUUCAGCCCCAGGGGACAAAACCGGAAGAUAAUGAAGAAAAAUCAAGCAGCAUAGUUCCUCCGGAAGAGCCGGAGACCAACGAGGUUGAAGGACAUACCCUGAGCACCAAAGUUGCACCGAGUGAAGCUCCACAAUCGCAAUUUAUCGCGAUGACCUUCAUACCCGUUGCGGCUGUCUGUAUUUUGCUGCUUGUAUUCGGCACGGGUGCGUGGUUCCUUCGAAACAGGUUCUGUGGAAGUCGAAAGUCCAAGGAGGACACGAAAGAACAAGCGACUGUCAGUGUUUCAAACAUAUCUGAUGAUCCAUCUCUAGUUCUGAAGAGAUGGGGAGGCCCAAAAGCUCGUAAUAAUCGUUACGAGCCUUGGGAAAAGGAAAGUCGGAUGGGCAUCCAAAACAAAUCUUACAAAGAUAAAUGGGAGUUCCCGAGACACAGGCUAAAGGUCUUCAACAUUCUUGGAGAAGGCUGCUUCGGGCAGGUGUGGAAGUAUGAGGCAACAGAGAUUGACGGUAUUCCGGGCCCUUCAAUCGUCGCUGUGAAAACUUUGAAAGAGAAUGUCACGGAGAGAGAGAGACUGGACUUUGCGCAGGAACUUAAAGUAAUGAAGAGUCUGGAGCCGCAUCCAAAUGUGGUGAGAUUGCUGGGUUGUUGCACCGAACGUGAGCCGAUGUUUAUCAUCCUGGAGUACAUUAGCGGCGGAAAACUCCAAAGUUUCUUGAGAGCCUCGAGGGAGGAGAGAAACCACGGAAAACCGGGUCUCACUUCCCGAGAUCUCACGGGUUUCGUUUACCAGGUGGCAAAAGGGAUGGAGUACUUGGCUUCCAAGGGCAUCAUUCACAGAGAUCUGGCUGCAAGAAAUAUUUUAAUAGACGAGAGUCGAGCCUGCAAAGUGGCCGAUUUCGGGUUCGCGAGAGACGUUGCUGCGAAUCAGAUUUAUGAAAGGAAGUCAGAGGGUCGUUUGCCAAUUAGAUGGAUGGCACCGGAAAGUCUUUAUGACAAUAUAUUUUCAGUAAAAUCGGAUAUUUGGAGUUUUGGCGUCCUCAUUUGGGAAAUUGUUACUCUUGGAUCGACCCCGUAUCCAGGAUUAGGAGCUGCAGAGGUGAUGAGGAGGAUCAAAGAAGGCUACAGACUCGACAGGCCCGAGCAUUGUAAGAGGGAACUCUACAAUAUUAUGUACUAUUGUUGGGACAAGGAUCCGGCAUGUAGGCCGUCGUUUGGUGAAUUAGUGAAUUUAACCGAAGGACUUCUUCUCGACGAAACCGAUUACAUCGAGCUCGAUAGGUUUCCGGAUCAUUCCUACUAUAAUGUUCUCAAUUUGAGUGGUGAAAAGCUGUGAAAAUUCUCGACUUAGUCAACUGUCGAUCAGUUGUGUUAUAAUACUCGUUUUCUGUAAAUAUAUUUUAAUCUAGAUUUUAAUUUAACUUAAAAUUUAAUAUAGGGGAGAACCACCCUACAAUGGAUAAUUGCAGUGAAUUUAUUUUUUAACUGGGAAUUUUACCAAUUUUUAGAAGAAAAAAAUCUGUCGAAUCAUUUAAAAUAUGAGAAAUUUCCUAUCACAUUUUAUCAUGCAAUUUAAAAGAAUGUUUCUAUCUUUUUUCUUUUUUUCUGAGAAAUUAUUUAUAAAUUGAGAUUCAGUUUACAAAAUGUGAUUCUAAAAACUUUAACUUUAAGGAUUUUUCUAUUUUA